AUGCUCAAAAGUAGCACUCCUACAAGCGCCACAAACAACAUGGACUAUAUUGACUCUUACGAUAAUACACAGACACACCAUCGAGAGACGUUGACCCUUGCUUCCUUGUUGAGCAUUGAUGUGGAAAGCGUCCCCAAGCUUGCCAGUGUGACCGAGUGGUUGGACCUCAUGUGUCGAUCGGAACGACGUACCGGCAUCAGCUUGCUCACCGAUGACCAAAAGGAGUCUAUCCGCCAAUUUGAUACAGAGCUUGUGGACGAGACUCUUCACCUGAACGUAGCCGAAUUCCUUCAACUGAUACAACGGUUGGCACAAUGUGGACCAGAUGAUUAUAUGUCUUCAGAAACAUCAUCCGUAAUGCAACCUUUCAAUUCACCAGCCACACCUCCUCCCAAUGGUGGUGAAUAUCGUCCUUCUUAUCUUGAACCACCCACUGCAACAGCAGCAGCAACAAACCCUACACGAUCACGAUCAUUGACUCCAAGACAACAACAACAACAAGCAUCAUCAUCCGCUUCUCCACGACCACAAGCAUCCUCUUCUUUGGAUCACCGACAACGCACCACCCAUUUAUUAAAUCAAGUUCAACAAAGGCUGCAACGUAGUGAUCGACACCGGGAUGAACAUGAUAACGAUUCACAUCAUGAUGACGACGACCAAGAUGCCGGUAGAGUGUCUCCUAGUACAAACCAUCCAUCCGUGUCUGAAGUAUCCAGUUUGGAUGAAUUCAAUGAUCACAUUCGCCCAAAACAUCAUCCCAUCGUGACGUUUCAAGGAACAAAAGGCAAAUCCAAGCAAGAUGACUAUUUCAUGUACAAUUAUGAGUCUGAUACACGGCCGACCACGUCCUUAUCACGUCAUCAAGGUGAUGAACGGCGAUGGCAAGAAGCUGAGCGACGAUUAGAAAGCCUGACAAAGAGCUAUGAUGAGAGAAUGGGCCAAAUGGAAGUUGAACUUGGGAACAUGCGACACGAGACCCUCAUGUAUAAGGCCACCAUCCGCGACUAUCAAGCUUCCGAUAAAGAGAACAAGACACGCAUUGAAGAGCUUGAAAAAGCCAUCGAGUCAGCCACUCUCAAGGGAAAUACACAACGCCAGACUAUUGAUGACCUUGAAAGCGAAUUGAAACUCUAUACAGACCAAACAGAAGAACUCAAGGAAAGGUUAUCCACAAAGGAGAAGGAGUUGUCACACCAUGUGAAAAAGUAUGAGCAACUGAGAUCCGACAUGGAAGAGCUUGAAAGAGCACAAGAGGAAUUGACACAGCUACGGACCGAGUUAUCGAGGCAAUACCAUGAGGUGGAAGAGCAGCGGACACGAUCAAAAAAUCUCGAGGCCGAGAAUGAGAAUCUCAAGGAGAACAUUGAUUUAUUGAAAACCGAGCUUGAUGAGUCAAGGCCAACAGGCGAUUUAUAUGGGCUAAAACCACUCCAGACUUUAGACGCUGAGUUGGCUGGCACAAUCCCCGUGAAUGGCACAAUGCAGGACAAGCUGGAAAAAUUGGCAAAUGAACGUGAUGAGUACAAGGCUCAAGCAUCAGAGGAAAGGAACCAUGCAAACGAGCUGUAUCAACAAGUCGACUCACUAGCACAAGAGCGAGAUGAAUACAAACGGGAGGCUUUUGCUGCAAUAGAAGAGGCUGGGAAAGCGAGUCAAAAAUACAAGCACUUGCAGGAUGAGAACCAACGGCUGAAAGAGCAAAUGGUCCAAUUACAAGAAAAGAGGCGUAGCAUGCGUAACAAGGUUGUCCCAGCUAGCGAUGCAGGAUCACAAUGUGACCUAGUUCCAUCAAAGCCUUAUCAGACAAUCCGGCGCCUAUCAACUCAGCUGCAAGAACAAGAAGAUACCAUCAAGCGUCUUAUUGAAACUACUCAAGAGCAAGCACUCGAGGUGGAGCGAUCAAAACGAGUAAACUGGAUGGCUAUCUUCCUGGCGUUGCUUCUUGGGAUUUUGUCUGUUGUUAUCUUAGAGGCGGUUGUUGACUGGCUACUUAUCCCGUCGACGCUUGGCAUUGAGGAUACCGACUUUUACUCGCAAUACCCAGUGUACGAACCACAAGCAGCUGGAAUUAGAAAGUGGAUGGUGGCAAUGCUAGACUUUGGCGAUGACAUGAGUAUUCUAAUACAAUAA
Molecule: messenger RNA, 2130 nt
Organism: Lichtheimia ornata
Lineage: Eukaryota; Fungi; Mucoromycota; Mucoromycetes; Mucorales; Lichtheimiaceae
Exons: 11
Coding region: 1-2130 (709 amino acids)
Source: RefSeq, a predicted model, not a curated record